AUGAUUUGCCGUUUUGUCCUUCUGGCAGGCUUAGCUUUGGUGCCGUCUGUCCUAGCUAGCCCAGUAUCUAUUGAAAUCAACAGAUCCUAUAAUGGACUUGAAAGCAUCGACCUGGUCCUUUCUUGGGAUGAUGCCUUUGAUACUGGAGGCAUUACAAGACCAAUUCUUGAUUCAUCCAAAUACAGCUUACAAUCAAGCAGUCAAAAAGUAAAUUUGGUUUUCUACGACCAAGUCGGCUUCGAAGGCAAUGAACAGACGCUCGCGGUCAGCAACAAGAAAUGCACCGCCAUCCGGAAGCCAGCCUUGGGCUCCAUUGCCUCCAUGACCCUAGAUCAUCAUAUCUGGUACUGUGCCUUCUUUGCUCAAGAAUCAUGCAAAGGAGAAAAUCUGGCACAACUUGGAUCUGGAAGUUAUGCCGAUCUAGGCACCGCAGGGAAAGAUUUCAAAUCUGUCAAAUGCGAGCUUUACUCGAUUGAUGCUCAACCUUCACAAAAAGCGCAACUGUCGCCUGAAUUCUUCGUCAAAGGCCUUUCCCCCAGCCAGCUUAAGGCAAUGUCAGCACCAGCGGUACAGGAUCAGAAGACAUUCGUUGCAAUGAGUACAAAAAUUUAG
Molecule: messenger RNA, 612 nt
Organism: Cadophora gregata
Lineage: Eukaryota; Fungi; Ascomycota; Leotiomycetes; Helotiales; Ploettnerulaceae
Exons: 4
Coding region: 1-612 (203 amino acids)
Source: RefSeq, a predicted model, not a curated record